Molecule: messenger RNA, 1084 nt
Organism: Aspergillus welwitschiae
Lineage: Eukaryota; Fungi; Ascomycota; Eurotiomycetes; Eurotiales; Aspergillaceae
Gene: yaf9
Product: YEATS domain-containing protein YAF9
Exons: 3
Coding region: 80-844 (254 amino acids)
Biological process (GO): regulation of DNA-templated transcription
Source: RefSeq, a predicted model, not a curated record
CGUCGAUACAUUUGCUUCUUGCUAGGUAUCUGCAUAUAACUCGCUCAUCCCAGAUUGGUUACAUUAUCAGUCUCGCAGCAUGCCCUCAGCGACAGGAACCAAGCGCGUCAGAGGCGUUUCUGUCUUCCGGCCAUUCGUCUUCGGCAGCGAAGCCCAACCCUUCGACCCAGCCAAGAAACCCCCCAACGUCCCAGCCGACCACACGCACCAGUGGCGCGUAUUCGUCAAAGGCGUCAACGGCGAAGACAUCUCCUACUGGCUAAAGAAAGUGCAAUUUAAGCUCCACGAGACUUACGCACAGAACGUGCGGACGAUCGAACAGGCCCCCUUCGAAGUCACCGAGACCGGAUGGGGUGAAUUCGAGAUUCAGAUCAAGCUAUAUUUUGUUCCGGAAUCGACCGAGAAGCCGCAGACUCUAUGGCAUAGUUUGAAGUUGCACCCGUAUGGGCCGGACGCGGAAGCGAAGAAAGAGCGCCGCGAGCUGGUAAUCAGUCAGAACUAUGAGGAGGUGGUGUUCAAUGAGCCCGUGGAGCAGUUUUAUGAGCUCUUGACGGGUGGUACGGGCGCAGCAGGGCAACCGCAGAAGGGGAAGGGUGGCAAGAAUACCAAGCAGGCGCAGCAGCAGCAGAAGGGGGUCAGGACGGCUGAGAUUCCGGUUAAUUCGUCCGCGGACAAUCCGUAUAGUCGCACGACGGAGAGUAGUGAAAUGGAUCGGUUAGGGGAGGCGAAUAAGACAGUUGAGCAGAUGAUCAAACAGGAGAGGGAACGAUUGAUUGAGCGGGAGAAGAGGUUGGCGGAAUUGCGUGCGAGUGAGGGCGUGCCGGCUACUACGAAGAAGCGUUAAGUGCCGAGAAGAUGAGGACGUGGAUGUUUGGAUUACACGUCUUAAGGCGUUACUCGCGUGUUGAUACGCUUCGGUUGCCCAGCUGGCGUGGCUAUUGUCCGAUGAGACUUGGGAUCUUCUUGCUGGCAUUGAUAUCCAGGGUUCCCCGAAGUACUCCCUUUUUAGGGUGGGAUAAGGCACAUUCUCAGUGGCCUUGGGAGACCCCGAAGGUCCCAUGACCCUGGUAUGCUGAGCCUUCGC